AUGACUUCCACUCAACAGUACGCAUACUACUCACCCACUCAGUCAGCUCCAGUGAGCAUGCCCCAGAAGCCGGGUCAAUAUCCUGCUUCUGCCUAUCCGUACUACCAGAACCCCUAUCAGCGUCUGUCUGCCUCGCCUCCAGAGGUAGCGGACAGCUCCACCACUUCCGGCGUUGCUUCGUAUUCAACCACCUCCAGCAACUACGCUGGGAGCGUCAGCGAGUACGAUACCAGCUCGUCCGGUGGCAGCGCGUCAAGCGUUGAUUUGCUCGACUACAUGGGUGGCCGAGUACAGGCUGCCUAUGAUCCAAUGCCCAUGGAUAAGAGCUUAGUACAGCAAGCGCAGACCUCCGGAAAAUUGAACGCCAAAACACAAGAGCUGCUCCGCUUGCAAGCGCUCGCUCGGAGCCGACUGGCGUCGGUGCAAGCGGGCUUCAACGAGGGGAUGAAGACAGCGAAGGACGUGCAGCAGGAUCUGGAAUGGACACAGAAACGCGUGGCAUCCAUCAACCAACGUGCUGCGCGAAAAUAUCCCGCAGAAUAUCAAAUGGCCUCGGAGCGAUAUCCGGCACCCGUGUCGGACUACUAG
Messenger RNA from Eremomyces bilateralis CBS 781.70, 588 nucleotides. RefSeq lists its product as uncharacterized. The record is from RefSeq and is a predicted model, not a curated record. Gene Ontology annotation, cellular component: endosome; BLOC-1 complex. The transcript is spliced from 3 exons. Gene Ontology annotation, biological process: endosome organization; regulation of protein localization. Lineage: Eukaryota; Fungi; Ascomycota; Dothideomycetes; Eremomycetales; Eremomycetaceae. The coding region runs from base 1 to 588 and encodes 195 amino acids.